Molecule: messenger RNA, 2159 nt
Organism: Teleopsis dalmanni
Lineage: Eukaryota; Metazoa; Arthropoda; Insecta; Diptera; Diopsidae
Product: death-associated protein kinase related-like
Exons: 6
Biological process (GO): positive regulation of apoptotic process; protein phosphorylation; intracellular signal transduction
Cellular component (GO): nucleus
Molecular function (GO): protein serine/threonine kinase activity; ATP binding
Source: RefSeq, a predicted model, not a curated record
AAGCGGUUGUGGGGCGUUAUUUUGUGUGAAGAUGUUGUAAAAAUUUUGUCUAGCGAAUUACAACAGAAAAGGGAGCGAAUAACUGAAUGAGAUUGUUGCAAAAAAAUAAAACAAAAAGAAGUUAUUUUAAAUAUAUUUGAUAAAUAUAAACGAACAUGUUUACCGAGGGCAUUUUUCCGAUUGGUGAUGGUCUCCUGGACAUUGAUGAGGAUAAACUGAAAGGAUUAUUAGUUCCACAUGACAUAAACGAAAUAUACGAUGUGGAACAGACUCCAUUUGCAAGAGGUAAAUUUGCAGCAGUGCGUCGCGCGGUACACAGAAAUUCCGGUGUACAUUUUGCGGCAAAGUUUCUGAAACGUCGCCGGCGCGCACAAUCCUCAGACAAGGAAAUCAAGCAUGAAAUCGCUGUGUUGAUGUUGUGCGAUGGCGCUGAUAACAUUGUCAAAUUAAAUGCUGUACACGAGACCCGUUCAGACACAGCGCUAUUAUUGGAAUUAGCGACUGGUGGUGAAUUACAAACCUUUUUGGACAACGAGGAGUGCCUCAGUGAGGCUCAAGCACGCAUUUGUAUGCGCGAAGUACUUAAAGCGCUUCAGUUUUUACACAAACGUUCAAUUGCACACUUAGACCUGAAGCCCCAAAAUAUUUUACUCACCGGCGAACGCAUCGAAGAUGGUUUGAAGUUAUGCGAUUUCGGUAUUUCACGUGUUGUUGCUGAAGGCACAAAUGUACGUGAGAUUGUUGGCACACCAGAUUAUGUCGCCCCAGAAGUUUUACAAUAUGAACCACUUUCACUGCUGACCGACAUUUGGUCAGUGGGCGUGUUAGCAUAUGUACUGUUAUCGGGCUUUUCUCCAUUUGGUGGUGAAACGAAACAGGAAACAUUUCUAAACAUAUCACAAUGUUCGCUGACAUUUCCGGAUAAACUAUUUGGUGGCGUGUCCGGAGCAGCAAUUGAUUUCAUACGUCGUUCAUUGCGAAUCAAGCCAAAUGAUCGCAUGACAGCUGCAGGAUGUCUCGAGCACAUUUGGUUAAAGGACGAAUGCUCCAUCGAUAGACAAUUGUUCAGCAAUAUAUCGAAAAAAUCUACCACAGAUGCAAGCGUCGACCUCGAUAUUGACUUAGAAGUUGAUGAAGACGAAGAGGAGGAGGAGGAGGAUGAAGAUGAAGAAGACGUUGAAGAUGAUGUUGAAAACAUUGAUGACGAGGAUGAUAUAUCGACAGAGGAAAACAAUGUUAGCAUUAAUGGUAUUAACAAUUUAGGGUCGUCCGAUACGGAAAUACUAGUAGACCAACGGCAGGUUAUCAGCAACAGUAAAAUGCACAAAAAUAGUAACGGUAGCAAUACAAAUGGCAUUAGCUAUAUACAUGCAAAUGGCACUAACGUUAAGCAUUGUGAAACGAACUUAAAUGGUUCAACGAAAACUUCGACUGCAAUUCUAACCGUGCCAGCUACACGUGCUACAACCAUACCACUGUGCAGCAUGCAGCAAGCACAACAUCAGCAACAACAGUUACAUAUCGCUCGUCGUCAUUCUUCAGACUCAAAUAAAGAGAAUACUUUUCUGGCCACAAAGAAAAUAAUACCGGCGAACCUCAUAAAUGGUAGCAGUAAAUCACCCACAACCACUACAACAGCAACAAUAAUUAUUGAAUCAUCUGAUAAACCUCCAGCAUUGCCAACAACAACAAACUCAACUGUAGUCACUACAAUUACACUGCCAAAUGGAAGCAGCAAAACCGAUAAAAAUGGUCAAGCACAAUGUUUAUUCCCGGAUGCACCAACAACACCUAAAGUCAUACGAAAAGCGCCAACGGCGGAUACGUCACCAACAUCAGUUAAAGCUUUAGUAAAAAAGUUUCAACUUGAAGGUAACAACUGUACUGAAAAGCCAACACUUCAUUUAAAAGAGGCGCAAGUUAAUCAUUACCAUCAAGCACAACAACAACAGCAACAACCACAGCCGCACCAACAUAUAAAUGGCAUCAGCACUGCAAAAUCAACAACAACAACAACUACGCCAACAUUAAACGGUAAAGCGACUGGCAACACAAAUUGUUUCAACACUCCCGAUAAACCUAUAACACAUGAGCAUAAAAAAUCAUAUAGUCAUUCAAUUAGCAACAACAGCAAUGGUCACAGCAGCACUAAUCAUAUG